Mycena citricolor is the source of this 4377-nucleotide messenger RNA. Lineage: Eukaryota; Fungi; Basidiomycota; Agaricomycetes; Agaricales; Mycenaceae. The record is from the annotation of a GenBank genome assembly.
CUUCCUCCUCCCAUCGUGUCCAGCUGAACAAACAGCUCUUCAACGCGCGAGUACAGCGUAUAUACGAGGGAUGGCGUAGCGCGGGACAAGACGAAGACUACGCCUCUGUCGCAGACACCGACGCUCUAUUGCUGGUCGCUGGCGAUCCUGCUCCAGAAGACGAACCUACGCGGAAGGGAACUUCGGUCCAGCAAUGGCUUCUUGGUUACGAGUUUCCAUCGACAUUGAUUCUGUUUGACGAGACGAAAAUCACUAUCCUGUGCUCGGCCUCCAAAGCCAAGAUUCUAUCGCAGGUUGAAGGGUCAUCUGGGAAGAUUCCCGUGGAGAUUCUGGCGCAGGCCAAGGGGAAAGAGCCCGCCAAUGAUUCAAUGUCCCGUUUCCUCGACUUGUAUACGUCCAAGCGGCGCGUCGGAUCCCUCCCCAAAGAGGAAUACACAGGCAAACUUAUCGAUGAGUGGAAGAAGUUGGUCAAUGGGGCACCUGCGAAACCUGAAAUUGUGGAUAUGGGGCCUGCACUGUCUGCUUUCAUGGCCGUGAAAGACGCCGAAGAAUUGAAAUGCAUGCAGCUCGCUGGGGCUUUGACGAGCACACUUCUCAAAUACUAUGUGGCUGACAAGCUUGAGUCUAUCUUGGACAAAGAAUCGAAGGUCACACACUCAACGCUCGGGGCGCUCAUCGAGGCUCGUCUGGGUUCUGGAGAGGGCGACAGUGCGAAGCCUCCAGACUCGAGAGUCUGGAGUCGGGGCAAGGGUUUGAGUGAUAUUGAUUGGUCUUUGGUGGAGUUUUGCUACCCGCCCAUCAUCAUAUCUCGCUCAUCCCGCACUGGAUACGAUCUUCGAUACACUGCCGAGUCAAGCGACGACAACAUCUCGCACAAAGGAGUCCUUCUUGUCGCAUUUGGGCUGCGAUACAAAUCCUAUUGUGCCAACGUGGGACGAACAUUCAUCGUCGACCCCACGCCUGAACAAGAAAAACAGUACAGCCUGCUUCUCUCUCUACAGCAAGAGUUACUCCAGAAGAUCAAGCACGGUGUAACUACUCGCGACGUCUAUAACCUUGCACUCUCAUACGUCAAAGAACACAAUCCAGAACUGGAAAAGAACUUCCAGAAGAACAUCGGCUUUGGGAUGGGCAUCGAAUUCCGAGACUCUGCUUACUUGCUAGCUAGCAAGACGAAUCGUCCAUUGAAGGAGAGCAUGGUUUUAAAUCUGAGCUUGGGGUUGGCUGAACUGGUCGAUAACAGUGGGAAAAAAUAUGCGUUACAAUUGGUCGACACCAUCAAGAUUGGGCGAAACGAGUCCAAUCUGCUCACUGAUGGAACACGCUCGAUCAAAGACACAAUGUUUUUCCUGACUCCCGAAGAGGAGGAGAAGCCGAAAAAGAAGCCUCCCGUAGCACCUCGGCCGAAGGGCUCUCCGCAGAAGAAGACCGUCGCUGGCAAGGUGCUCCGUAAUCAGACCCGUCGAACGCAAGAUGAGGUCCAUCAGACCGCUGCAGCCAAGCUGGCAGAGCACCAGCGAGAACUGCACGCUGCGUUGCAGAAUGCCGGGAUCGAUAAAUUCUCUGAAGAAGGGGAAGGGAAAGAAGGCAAGGAGGGCAAGGGGUGGAAGAAAUUCCAAAGUUACAAGGGCGAGGGUGGUCUUCCCAACGAAGUCGAGCGAUUGAGGAUUCACGUCGAUCGCAAGGCGCAGACAGUCAUACUUCCUAUCAACGGCUUUGCUGUUCCGUUCCACAUAAAUACGAUAAAAAACGCCAGCAAGAACGAUGAGGGCGAUUUGACUUACCUGCGCAUCAACUUCCAAACUCCUGGCCAGCUUGCGGGCAAGAAGGAGGACACACCUUUCGAAGAUCCCGAUUCCAACUUCAUUCGUUCCGUUGUUUUCCGUUCUCCAGACGGACAUCGGUUUGACAACAUCUGCAAGCAAAUCACCGAGCUGAAGAAAGAGAUGAACAAACGCGAGCAGCAGAAGAAGGAAAUGGCGGACGUUGUGGAGCAAGGCAAUUUGAAUGAAGUUAAGGGCCGACGCCCAUACAAGUUGCCCGACUCAUUUAUCCGACCUGCGCUCGACGGCAAGCGGCUGGCGGGUGAAGUGGAAAUUCACCAGAACGGUGUGCGAUACCAGUCUCCGAAUGGACAGAAAGUCGAUGUCUUGUUCAGCAACGUCAGGCAUCUCUUCUUCCAGCCUUGUGACUUCGAACUGUUGGCGAUUGUCCACUUGCAUCUCAAGGCACCCAUCAUGAUUGGCAAGAAAAAGACGCUCGAUAUACAAUUUGUCCGUGAAGCGACUGACGCACAAUUCGAUGAAACGGGAAACCGAAAGCGCAAGCACCGAUACGGAGACGAAGACGAGAUCGAGCAGGAGCACCACGAGCGAAAGCGUCGGCAGCAAUUAAACAAAGAGAUUGAGGCGUUUGCGCAGAAAAUCUCCGAUGCAGCAUCGGCAUCUACCGGGGAAACGCUCGAUGUCGAUGUUCCGUUCCGCGAUCUCUCGUUUGAAGGCGUUCCUUUCCGACAGGCAGUGCGGUUACAGCCGACAACUGAAUGCUUGGUGCACCUGACCGACCCACCGUUCUUGGUGGUGACACUCUCCGAAAUUGAAUUGGCAUCCCUGGAACGUGUCCAGUUCAGUCUCAAACAGUUCGAUAUCUGCUUCAUCUUCAAAGACUUUUCGAAGGCGCCUCUCCAUAUCAAUUCUGUGCAGAGCACUCAGAUGGACGAUGUACGGAACUGGCUCGAGUCAGUGGCCGGAUAUCUUGCACGUGGCCCGGCUGACACACAUUCACAGUUCCGUUGACAUUGCCAUGACCGAGAGUCCAGUGAAUUUGAAUUGGGGACCCAUCAUGAAGACAAUCAACGAUAGCCCGCAUGACUUCUUCCGGGAUGGUGGAUGGUCGUUCCUGGGACGCGGAAACGGAGCUGAUGUGAGGUCAGGUCUUGCGCAGUUGACUGUGUCUGAUGAUGAAAUCAGAGCGACCACUCUGACGAUCAAUCGGAGUCCGAGUCGGAGUUCGAGGCCGACUCGGAUGAGAUGCAAGCCGAGAGCAGCGAUGACGGUAGCGGUUACUCGGACAACAGCAACGAGAGCGGCUCAGACUUUGGCGACGACUCUGACGAUGCCAGCGACGAUGGGGAUGACUGGGACGAACUCGAGCGCAAGGCCGCCAAGUCUGAUCAAAAGCGUGCCGAUGAAAAGAGACGGCAGGGCUCGGACGACGAGGACGAGGACCUUCCGAAGAAGAAGAAGGCGAACGGGAAAUCGAACGACAAGCCUUCGAAGAAGAAGACGUCUAAGCAUUGAUCUCUUUAUCAUCUGGCGCAUUUAUCUGUACUUUGUAGUUUGUAAUCUAGACUUUCCUAAUGCAGCGUUCUGGCGUAGAAGACGUGUCAAACUUCCAUCAGCACAGCUUGGGCACAGCAUUGGCACUCUCCGACACCACGACAUGGUCGCAAUUGUCCCAGACCUGGAGUCUCUCGUGACUCCGUUUGGGUCUGCCACACGCACUAAGCGAGGGUUCUGUCCCGUCACCAAGAUAAGACAUCAAGCGGAGCCUCUAGAGAGCCACUCGCUCUACUAUGAAGUACACGGCUCGGGGCCAGAGAAGCUCGUCUUCGUGAUGGGCCUCAACAGCUCUAGUUUCUCUUGGCUGAGCCAAGUCCAGCAUUUCGGAAGUCUUUCCGAUUACACUGUCCUUGUAUUCGAUAACAGAGGCGUUGGGCAUUCAGGGACACCGCGCGGUCCGUACAGUACGAGCGGGAUGGCCGAAGAUAUCAUCGUUCUCUUGGACUACUUAUCGUGGACCGGUAAACGCGACAUACAUGUCGUCGGUGUGUCUUUGGGCGGGAUGAUUGUGCAAGAGUUGGCUACUCGUAUUCCUGAUCGGAUCGCAUCUCUCGUUCUCGCUGUGACGACCCCCGGAGGGUAUUUCUGGAACAACUUCUCUCCUUGGAAGGGCACCCGGUCCUUGGCGAAGUCGGUUUCUCACUCCCUCGGAAUCCUCGCCGCAUUGUGCUCAAAUCUUGCCUGUCCUGCAGACUUACAUUCACGGCCGAUGUGGAAGACAAGAUCCCUAUUAUCCUGGACAUGGUCUAUCCUGCGGGAUGGCUCGAUGAACCUGUAGAGGGCGGGGAGCCCGGCCAAACCAAUCGCGAAGAACAAAUCCUGGUGGAUACGUCCCAUGCGGAUCCCUUCCUCAGCUGACUCCCGAGCGCCAGGUCUAUCGCCGACGAAUUGAGCUGACGCCCAAACAGCAUUUGACGGGUGUUUUCUCGCAAAUGGCGGCUGCGCUCACGCACCACGUCAGCCCCGAGGUAUGACCGCCUCUCUGCGUUCUCUUUGUCUCAUUUCACGCAACAUCAUCAGCGCCUGCGCUUCAUUU